Leptomonas pyrrhocoris is the source of this 2703-nucleotide messenger RNA. RefSeq lists its product as hypothetical. Bases 739 to 2703 code for a protein of 654 amino acids. The record is from RefSeq and is a predicted model, not a curated record. NCBI's taxonomy places the organism in Eukaryota, Euglenozoa, Kinetoplastea, Trypanosomatida, Trypanosomatidae. The transcript has a single exon.
AGAGUUAAGAAGAGUACUGCGCACUAAACAGUACGUACCCCUUACUAUUGGCGUGUUUGCGUGUGUGUGUGUUUAUUGUUAUUAUUGUUGACUUGUGCACAGUAGAUCCUCACGUCAACUUUGCACUACGCACUCAGCAGCCGUUUUUCUUUCGCGACAGGAAACAGCAGCAUUUUCACGGCAGGGCGUUUCUGCUCGGGUUGGAUUCGUGUCAACGAAGUCGAAAGCCGCGUACUCUCAACGACUGCUAUUUUGCGUGGAGUACGUACGCAUUCCUCGUGUUGUUGCCACCCCUACAUGGGAGGCUGCUUCAAACGCUCCAUAAAUCCUACCUUCGAUAAAGUGCGAACAGAGAAACUCUUUUUUUUCCUUUCUGUUUCUUUGAAUUGAAGUGUGUACAACAUCUCCAUUCACUGCUUUUGUGAUAUUUUCAACUGACUUCAUUGACCAUAAGCGCACAUUCUUUUUUUUCUUUCUUUUUUUUCCGGACUCAAAAACAAAGGGGAAAAUAGCGUUCUUGAAAAGAGCAAUUUAGAGGGGCCCACAACAAAAACAGGGUUAUUCAUACACACACUCACACACACACACACACACACACAGCGCUCUCACGUCACUGUUUGCACGUACUCGGCGAGUGUUGGUGCUGCUGAGCGUACAGCAGACUUGUAUUCUUUCCCCCUCCCCUCCUCUUUAAGAGCUGACCAGAGACACGUUAGUGUAUUCACUCCAUUUUCCAGUAUGACAAGCGCUUUCCCAGAGUGGCAAGGAGAGGAGAUCGUGGAGGAUGUACCCGAGUUUCUGGACGGCAAAAAACGCGAGCUGCCGGCUGCUAUGGUGCGCCACCGCGGCCGUGUCCCACCGAAGAAAAGCGCACGGAACUCCGCGAGCCCGAAAGUCACCGUGGACAUCCAUACGUUCGAGUGCCAAGCCAUCGACGACGACCUCGCCACGGAGAGCCUCGGUGGGCCGUCUCCGCUGAACCUCGAAAUCGACCUUAGCAAGCCGGCGCACAAGGCACCGAACAACACCACCAUCACUGCCGCCGUUAGUUCUGCGCGCGUGAUGCGCGACGCCGCACCGGAGCGUGGUCCCGCGUUAAAGGCCGCGAGUAAUGGAACAAACGACUGCAGCGACAGCAGUACCCAGGCGAGCAGCAGCAACAGCAGUAAUCGACAGCGCCCACCGCCCACACGCACGCUUGGGCAGCUCCGCACUAACCCACGUCACGUCACUCUGCCCAGUGCGACAAUGUCGAAGUCGAUCAACGGCACACCGAAUCGCCUCUCGCCUUCGAUGAACGACGUGGACGAGCCGCCCCGUGCGUUGGCGGCCACGGUGGUACCGACGGAGGCUGCUGCCACUCUUCCCCCUCCACCAUCGCCGACAACGGCGACCACCACCACCACCUCAGCAACCAUCAAGCCCGCACAGACGCCUGUCACACACGCGUGGAGGCAUGUCAACAACAAGAAGUCGUCCUCGCCGUCGCUGGACAGCGAUUGCGAGAGCACCAGCGGCAUCAACUCCCCAACGGACUCGAGCCCCUCGAAAUCCGCGCUGCCGUUUUCAGCGCCGGCCGGACAGCACAUCCCGACCUCUCUUCGCGACGUGGUCCCCGUUGCUGCUGCCACUUCAGCGCCAGGGCAUCGUCAGAGCGUUCUCUCCCCUCGCAAGUCGUACUCCACCGAAGUCGCUGCACCACUCGCGGUGAAGCAGGACCUCCCUGCUUUAGCGACGGCACGGCAGCUCGACGCAGCACGACGGGUAGCACCAGUGAAGCCGUCGUUGUUGGCAGCCGCUGGCAGCGGGGCUGCUACUGCCACAGCACUUGCACCACAACCGGCCUCGCGCUCUCGCACGGUGUCGCAGGCAGAAGGCACAACCGCAUCCGUACCCUCUACCGGCAGCAGCGCUACGAAGACACGGGUGAACGCUACGGCGUCGUCAGGCAGAGCCACCGCGGUGUCACGAGAACUCUCGAGGUGCUCCACCAGACCAAGACCCGUCAACGAACCAGCGAAGCAGAUAGACUUGCCGACGCUACCGCUGAUGUCCACAAACACGCACAAGAGCAACAACACCAACUAUAGUGGCAAGGACAAGGUCAAUAACGGCGCUGGUGAUGGGCACGUGGGGGGCGAGGCCUCCCACAAGGACGUCGAGGUUCCGGUGAGUGAGCAGGAGCCGUCCACGGCGCGGCGGAGCACCCACACCGUCAACAGCAGUUUGAUGUCGUCGACCGGCUACUCCGUCCUUCGUGGCGCCUUCGACUCGCACGCCACCUUCGACUUCGGUGCCACCUUGCCAUCUGUCGCCGGUUUGAACGCGUCUCAAGGUCCAACAGUGAGCGGGGGCCGUGUGGCCUCUGCUCGGCCGCCCAAUAUGAUGGUGGUGAACGACGCCACCGCCCUGCGUGCGAGGACCUCUUUCGUACGGGCCGGCAGCAUCCAUCGAAAGCCGCAGACGAACGGCACAUCAGGACGUGACGGUCCGGUUCCGAGCACAUCCGCUAACGUAGCCGGAAGGCGGUCGUCCACUCCAGCGUCAAGGGCUGCGAGGUGCGCGUCUCACGACAGGAGUCCGAGCGCCAAGACGCCGGAGGGGGCCGAGGACGACAGCGAAGUGCACGACAAACACCGCAAGCGUGCCCCGCAAACCAAGCGAGAGCUGCGCCGACGUAACACUGAAUUUGAGAAGGUGUAG